Molecule: messenger RNA, 1535 nt
Organism: Eupeodes corollae
Lineage: Eukaryota; Metazoa; Arthropoda; Insecta; Diptera; Syrphidae
Exons: 4
Coding region: 65-1024 (319 amino acids)
Source: RefSeq, a predicted model, not a curated record
AAAAAACCUAAUAUUGUUGUUACAUGUUAUCAAUAAUUAUUUUUUUUAGAAUGAGGACGUAGAAAUGUCUUUCCCCCAGGGAUAUCAUCGAGUCUAUCAGCAGGAAUUCAUUGAAGUAAUACAACAAUGUAAUUUCUUGCCGUUUCAAAACUAUCAAUAUCCCCGAUAUGAGUAUUCGGCUGAACAGAAUAAAUUAGAUUACAGGCCUCUGACCAAUCUACCAUUUUUUUCUCAAUGUUAUGGCGAAUUUCAAGUACCUCAACAAAUAAAUUUGUUAGAUUACAAUAAUUUUAGAAGUCACAGAAAUUUUGAGUCCACAAAUAAAUUGGAGAUUACAGAAUAUUUUGAUUCUGAUGAAGAAAAUAAAGAAGGAAGUAAUGUCGGUGUGAGACAAAGUAAUGUUCAACAUAAAACUACUCAAGCCAAGGUUCGUGGUAAUUCCGACUAUAAGCAACUUCCUCCUAAUCAAUGUGAUUCUGAACAACCACAAUGUCAAUUGGAUGUGCAAUCUCAAAGCCAACUUGGACAACUUAUAUCUGAGAUCUCCAAUAAGACAAAUAAUAACCAUUGGAAAAUAGUCUCUACUCAUUCGAAUUCCGAAGAACGAGAUGUUCAUCAAUUCUAUGAAAAUACUUGUAGUAAUAGUACACAGGAAUCCCAGCAUUUCAAUAAAGACAAUCAAUUAGAGCCUCGAGUCGUUCAGAGUCAAAACAUUUACCCAGGCCAAGAACUAACCGAAACUAUUCAGAGGAAUAAUCAAGUCAAGUCAUACAACAAUGCAGAACAAGGAUGUCAGGAAUUAUCUCAGAUAGCACAAUUUGUCAAAAACAACUGUAAUAUACAUGACGUGAAGUUUGGAAAACUUAAGUCCUUAAAUGGACGGCUGUACCGCACUGGAAGUUUACUUAUUAAUUUUGGAGAUCAUUAUAAGGUUCAAGUCAUAGGCGACGUAAUUCUCAAUAGUAUCGAUGAAAAUACUGCCUUUGAUGCCUUUUUCAGUCCAAGUCCACGCUAUCAAUUUUAAGGAAAAAAAUAGACUAAAUUAAUUUGAGUGCAUAGGUUAGGACAAUUUGAACCAAUAUUGGAGUUAACUUGCAAGAAAGAAGGUUCUAUCCUCAACUAGACGAUUUGAAUUUUGAAUGUCAAACUCCCUCAGACAAAAUAUUCGAAAGAAACAUUCUUGGAACAUAAAACAAAAAUCAAAUGAAACCGAAAUCCCAAAAAAUAAAAAUACCAAAUACUGAUUGCGUCCAAUUUGAUAAUUAGCUUAUAUAAUUUCAAUGCUGAUAUCGACAAAAAUUACAAUUAAAACUUUGACAAUUAGAAAUUGAAGAAAAAACCAUCAAAAUCCAAGAAAAAAGUAAAAUAGAUUUUAUAAGAACAUAAUAUUAUUGCAAAUACAAAAAUUAUAACAUUUAUAAAAAAAAUAUUCUUUUAAAGAUUAGAUUAAAAGUCAUACGUAAAACAAUUUUCUGUAAGAACCCUGCUAUUAAUGUAACAGGAUGAUGUGUAUUGUAAAAUGAAUAAAGUAAAAU